AUGGCGGUUGCAGUUGCCCCAUUUCAGGACACUGAAUUAAACUCUGUAGCUACAAUAGAUGCCAGUUUCAUAGGGCUGGCGUCCUCAGCCCUGCUGAUACCCCUGCCACCACCGGUGCUUCAGGGCUCAGUGGGCUCCAACGAGCGAAGUUUCCAGCUGCCGACCAGCAACAGUAUGGCGCGGGAAUGCUCAUCCCCUCAAAUGAGGGCACUCAAGCUGUCAGGAUCAGACUGCGGGACGGUCCUGAGAAAGACCCGAUCCAAACGCGAGCUUGUGAAGAUCAGAGAAGCCAAAGCGGUCUUCCCGGGGGCUUGUGCCACCCGGCUGCCCCGGGGCAAGCGCUCCCUGCCGGCGCUGGACCGCCGGCUUCCCCGCCAGCGCCGCCGCUCCUCUCCGGUGGAGGAUGCGAGCUCUUCUCGGGGAAAAGCCGUUUAUUUUACGGGCAGAGGGGACCAGCUGAGACUCAAGCCCGGUGUGGAGAUACCAAAGGGCAAUUUCACCCUCCAGAUGUGGGUCAAAGCGGAGGGUGGGCAGCAUUCCUCUACCAUUAUAGCUGGUCUCUUCGACAAAUGCUUCUACGCCUCCAGUGAUCGUGGAUGGCUGUUGGGAAUUAAAGCUGUGAGUGAACAGGGAAACCGUGACCCGCGUUUCUUCUUCUCUCUUAAAACGGACCGAGCACACAAAGUUACAUUCAUUCAUUCGAAUGCCCGCUACUUGCCCAACCACUGGGCCCAUGUAGCUGUGACUUACAAUGGCUUCUAUAUGAAGUUAUAUGUCAAUGGUGCUCAGACAGCUGUUAGCAGGGAACAGUCAGGUGAUGUCUUCAGCCCACUUACUAAAAAGUGUAAGGUGCUGAUGGUGGGUGGAAAUGCCUUGAAUCAUAACUACAGAGGCUCCGUGGAGCGUGUUGGUUUGUGGCGACGGGCACUCUCUCAGAGGCAGAUCAUAAGGGACAUGCAUGGACACGAGGACCUGGUUGACCUGGUGAUCCGUGAGACAUUUGAACACCCAGCACGCAAAUGGCUGGCUGUGAAGGAUGGCAGCUUCCCAAUACCAGAUGAGGGUCCUCGUGCAGGGUUGGGGUCUUUAGACACCACCCUGGAGCCUCCAGCUUGCGGUCAGACGGUGUGUGAUAACACAGAAGUGGUGCGCAACUACAAUCAAUUCUGGAGCUUCCGUCACCCCAAAACGGUACGCUAUCGUGUUGUAAACGUGUUUGACGACUCUCAGCGCAAACCUACAGUCACAGAUCAGCAGAUUCACCUGCAACAUCAGCAUAUGAAUGAAGCCUUUAGCAUGUACAACAUCACCUGGAAGUUGACUGUGCACAAUGUAAGCAAUUCAUCUUUGUAUAACCGUCUGGUACUCGCCAACUGUGAUAUUAGUAAGGUGGGUGAUGAGGAUUGUGACCCUGAAUGCAAUCACACCCUGACUGGAUUUGAUGCUGGUUACUGCAAGCCCAGGACGCGAUGUCCUGAACAUAAACAAGGGAAUGGCGUCUGCGAUCCAGAGUGCAACUGUGAGAACUAUGGAUAUGAUAAUGGCGAUUGCUGUAACCCAAGCAUCACUGAUGUGACCAAGACUUGCUUCAAUCCAGCUUCUCAUUUAAGGGCCUAUCUGGAUGUGAAGGAGCUAAAAGAGAUCCUCAAGCUGGAUGGUUCCACGCACCUCAAUAUCUUCUUCGCCAAUUCCUCAGAUGAAGACCUGGCUGGAGUUGCUACCUGGCCAUGGGAUAAGGAGGCACUGACACAUCUAGGUGGCAUCGUUCUGAAUCCGUCUUUCUACGGUACAUUUGGCCACACUCAUACCAUGAUCCAUGAGAUCGGUCACAGUCUGGGAUUGUACCAUGUGUUCAGAGGUAUCUCAGAGAUCGAGUCCUGCAACGAUGCGUGUUUAGAGACCGAGCCGUCACUGGAAACUGGAGAUCUGUGUGCCGACACUAACCCCACACCCAAAUACAAGCACUGCAGGGACCCUGAGCCUGGCAACGAAACAUGUAGCAACCGCAAUUUUGUUCACACACCCUUUAAUAAUUACAUGAGUUACGCAGAUGAUGACUGCACUGAUUCAUUCACGCUUAACCAGGUGGCUCGCAUGCACUGCUACCUGGACCUCAUCUACCAGACCUGGCAACCCGAGUACCGGCCCCCUCCAGUCCCCAUGGCUCCCCAAGUGGUAGAACAGGAACAAGACUUCAUUACUGUUGAGUGGUUUCCGCCCAUCUCUGGCCACUUCUAUGACAGGGACGGCAUUUCAGCGCCCUCGCUCUUCUGCCGCGUCUUCCCGAUGGCAUUGCCACUCCACCUGCCGGCCGUGGAGUUCACAGGGUUUGUGGCUGAUGUCCUUAAGACACUCCUGCUGUUUGUAUUUGCAUUUUUCACUAGCCGUGUUCCUACAUCGCACAGAGGCUCCCCGAAGCAGACCUGUGCUCACAGACCACCAGAUGUAGAGCAGGCAUGCGAGCCCAGCGUCCGCACGUGGAGUCCGCAUAACGGCAUGGAUCUAGGAAUGGUGCCUCCUCCCUGCCCUCUGCAAGGCUGCAUGUUACAGCUGGAGUUUGCAUAUCCGGUGGUCCCUGACUCCCUCACAGUGUGGGUGACCUUCUCCUCCCAGGAGGAAACCGUUCUGCCUGCCAUCCACAAUAUCAUCUUAUUGACUGUCGGUGGCAACAACCUGUCUCUGGGUCCCAGCAAUUUGUUCUGCGACACACCGCUGACCAUCAAGCUGGAUGUGCUUGAGAAGGUGUACGGCGUGCAGUUUUUCACCAUGGAGCAACAUUUGGAAAUUGAUGCUACUCUGCUCACGUCCAAACCCGACUGUCCGCUGUGUCGAGAAUGUGAGCCGCUGCACUAUAGGCUCCUGCGGCAGCCGCCAUUUGUUCACGCACCCCAGGGCGUCAUGCUGAGAGACUCAAUGCGAAGAUACAUGGACAGGGAGGUUGAGUAUGGUGGGAUAUACACAUACCAGGUCCAAACCAUCUCCAGUCGGAGCGAGAGUGAAUCAUCACCUCCACUGACACACCGUCUUGGAGCGCCGUACUGUGGAGAUGGUCUCAUCCAGAGGUCCCAGGGAGAGGAAUGUGAUGAUAUGAACACUAUGAAUGGAGACGGCUGCUCCGGCCACUGCAAGAAGGAGUCGUUUUUUAACUGUAUUGAUGAGCCCAGUAUGUGCUACUAUUAUGACGGUGAUGGCAUCUGUGAAGACUUUGAACGGGAGACGAGUGUGAAGGAUUGUGGCCUGUACACGCCGAAUGGUUUUCUGGACCAGUGGGCCACCUCAGUGGAAGUGUCCCAUGAAGAGAGGCUGUACUGCCCAGCCGACGUGGCUGCUGGAUAUCCUGCUAUUACUAAG
Sinocyclocheilus grahami is the source of this 3351-nucleotide messenger RNA. RefSeq names its product pappalysin-1-like. The transcript has 13 exons. Gene Ontology annotation, biological process: cell surface receptor signaling pathway; proteolysis. NCBI's taxonomy places the organism in Eukaryota, Metazoa, Chordata, Actinopteri, Cypriniformes, Cyprinidae. The record is from RefSeq and is a predicted model, not a curated record. Gene Ontology annotation, molecular function: metalloendopeptidase activity. The annotation marks the transcript as partial.